This is a messenger RNA of Tetrapisispora phaffii CBS 4417, 1140 nucleotides long. RefSeq names its product 2-dehydropantoate 2-reductase PAN5 (gene PAN5). Gene Ontology annotation, cellular component: mitochondrion; cytoplasm. Gene Ontology annotation, biological process: pantothenate biosynthetic process. The record is from RefSeq and is a predicted model, not a curated record. NCBI's taxonomy places the organism in Eukaryota, Fungi, Ascomycota, Saccharomycetes, Saccharomycetales, Saccharomycetaceae. Gene Ontology annotation, molecular function: 2-dehydropantoate 2-reductase activity; NADP binding. The transcript has a single exon. Bases 1 to 1140 code for a protein of 379 amino acids.
AUGACGUUAACUACUAAACCAGUUGUUCAUCUCCUAGGUAUGGGUGCCAUGGGCACCAUUUUAGCAAUGGAUAUGAUGAACUACACCAAUUCUAAGGUCAUCCCAUUAUUAAGAUCAGAAGAAAAGGUUUCAUUAUUUAAAAGUGAAUAUAAUAAUACUAUUGGUGUAAAGAAGUUAUACUUAAACGAUGCACCAUUAGUCACUCAACAAUUAUGUAUUGUUGAGUGUCCUACUACAUUUUCAGGAAAUCAUAUUGAUAAUAUCAUCAUUACUACUAAGACGUAUCAAACUAAGGAGGCGUUAAUGCCUUAUUUGCCAUUCAUUGAUUCAAAAUCAAAUUUAAUAUUGAUUCAAAACGGGUUGGGUAUUUUGGAAGUAUUGAAGGAACAAAUAUUUACUGACAAGACGGAUAGACCUAAUAUUUUCCAAGGUGUUAUAUCUCAUGGUGCUUUCAUGGAUCAAGGUUUUACAUUUAAUCAUGCAGGUUGGGCUGGUAUGAAAAUUGCUAGAUUACCAUGGGAAGAUUCAGAGAUGAUUCAAAAUGAAAAAUUGAAGAAUAAAGAUUCCAAGACUAAUGAGUUAGUUAUGUUAUUAACAGAACCAGAACUUGCAAAAGCAUUUGGUAUUGAACAUAUGACAUAUCAAGAAUUGUUAGCAGGUCAAUUAUUUAAGUUUUUAAUAAACUGCUGUAUUAAUCCAGUUACAGCAACAGUUGAUGCCGUAAAUGGUGAACUUGUUGACGGUUGUAAGGAUUUAUUUGUUUUAAUCGUUCAAGAAGCACUAGAAAUUCUAAGGCUAGAAUAUAAAACACUAUUUGAUUAUGAGAAUGAAUAUAACGGCAAACCAAAUUAUCCAACCCUUAAAAUAUCAUCAGUUUUAAACACAGAUAAUAUGAUGGAAACCAUCGUCAAUAUAGGUACUGUGGUUAAUGCCAAGAAUAGUAGUUCCAUGAGACAAGAUACACUAUAUUUAAGAGAUACCGAAAUCGAUUAUAUCAACGGUUAUAUAGUUUCCCUAGCUAGGAAAUUGAAUUUACCAAAGGAGGCAGCAAAAGUUAACGAAACUGUUAUUGCAUUCGUAAACCUUAGAACCGGUAUCAAUAGGAGAAGAGAUAUGGUAGGCGAUAUGAGAAACAUCUAA